GGUCGAUGCCGCUUAAUUCUCGGCAAUGUCGCUCUCCGACGCCCGAGAUUGAACCUGUAGCCGUAAGCCACGCUCCCUUUUCAUCUCUCCAAAAUCCAAAUCCCUCAAUUUUCCCCAAUUCCCCCAAUUUUCUCUUCCUCCUUCCCUCCCCUCACACAAAUGACAGCUUCCCAGCUCCCCAAACCCAGCUGCAACACACAGGAAAUGAUGGAUUAUUAGGGGAAGUUGUGUUUGUUCUUGUUGGAUGGUCUCAGCUUCUUCUAGUCCAGCAUGCAAAUGAUAAUUCCUUUCGUGUUUGUGAUUAGAUAUGUUGAAAUUGAAUAAAAUACAUAUAGAUAGUGGGAUUCUUUUUUCUGUAUAGAUGGGUGGAGUUUCGCGGUUUCAGUUUGGUGAUUUGAUCAUAGAGAUACUAUAUUAUUAUUUGAUUAUGGAAGUAUAGGGAGAUAAUGUACAUGAUUUCUGAAUUUGAUUGUGGUUUUUGCCAAAGGAUUCGUUGUAAUGGAAAAAGAAGUAUUAGAGUAGAAGUUUUUUUUGGUAUGAAGAGUGACUUGUAUGCCUGGUCUUAACUUGUCACUUUGAAGGAGAGUUUCUGGUAGCUGAGUGAUCAUUCGUAUGCAGCUAAGUAUGUCCAAGCACUUGUUUGAUACCAUGACCAAUGAGGUGCCUGGCACAUCAGGUCAAUGGAUCCAGAAAGAAGCGACUUUUGUUGUCCCAAACACAGUAAAGAAUGUACAUAAGAAUGUUUCUGUACAGACAGGUGAGGAAUUUUCUAUGGAGUUUCUUCAGGAUCGUUCUGCAGCGAGAAGAGUUCCUGCUGUGACUGAUAUGGUUGAGAAUCGCGAAAAUGGGGAUGGGUUGAAUUAUAAUCAGAAUAAUCGGCUGGGAUAUCAGGAUCUUACUGAUCUUCUGGGGUUGAGGAGAAUGGAUUCCGAGUGUGCAUCUGAUACGUCUGACUUUAUCUCGGCAAAAGGGUCCAGUAAAGAUAUUGAAAGCGAGGCUUGUCUUGACAAGUUAGGCAGAUGCAACAGGGAGGAGGUUGAUAGCGGACAAGGAUCAAGGAAGGCUUUUGGAGAACUGAAUGUUGACAGAGCUGGGUUUGGACCAACUGCCUUACCUAUGUAUAUGUCUGAGUCCCAUCUUUCCAACACUGUUAAUGGUUCAGGAGCAUUGGAUGGUUCUCAAUCUGGGAAGAUGAAGUUUCUUUGCAGUUUUGGUGGAAAAAUUUUGCCCAGGCCUAGCGAUGGGAAACUCAGAUAUGUUGGGGGGGAGACGCGCAUUAUUUCCUUCAGGAAAAGUAUUUCAUGGGAAGAGCUUGUGAAGAAAACUUUCAGUUUUUGCAACCAACCUCAUACAAUCAAGUACCAGCUCCCAAGCGAGGAUCUUGAUGCUCUUAUAUCCGUUUCUUCUGAUGAAGAUCUUCAAAAUAUGAUAGAGGAGUACCAUGGCCUCGAAAGGCAUGAGGGUUCUCAGAGACCUCGAAUCUUUUUGAUUCCGUUAGGUGAAUCUGAAAACACAUCUUCCUUUGAGGCAGAUAGCAUACAUCAAAGUAACCCUGAUUACCAAUAUGUUGCAGCUGUAAAUGGCAUGAUAGAUCCUAGUCCUAGGAAAAACAUUGGAGGUAAGAAUUCGACUACUGAAGCAAGUCAACAGGGAACCAAGACUGUCCUAUUCCCUAUGGAAAUUAGGAGUGAUUUUAAAGCUUUGCAUCCUAAUCAAAAUUUAAGUGAACCCCAGGAUAUGACUCGGUCUCCCAUUCAGUCUUCCUUUUCUCCCAUUCUGCAUCAGCAAGGAGAUUCCAAGGGUGUUCAUUUACAAUCACAUGGUCUAAACUCAUGCCAGGGCAGUAAUGAGAGUAGCAGUUCUUUUAUAAGUGCUCAACCACCACAAGAUAACUCCAGCAAUAGCACGGAAGGUUAUAAAAUUCAUCCACAGGGGGCAGUAACUCUUAUGGAUUAUCACCACCCUUGUAAGCAAGCUGAUGAUGGACAACUGGGCCUAUACCAUGGAGGACAUAGUCUCAACCACAAUCCCAGCAAAGAUCCCAUGUCUACUUUAGUUGUCGGUCAAAAUGUUGGUGAUUUUGAUGGAUUCUCCCAUGAGAGGCCAGUGCAGAAGGAAAGAAUAUUCUCUCCUGAGCUUGUCUCACACCAAGAAGAUUCAAAGAAUAUGUUGUCAGGAUCUAAUGAUUACGUUGAUUGUCAUCCUGGCAUGCAUCAUGCAUAUUCUGAUUCAAAACUGCAAGAGAAUGGAAGGAGGUCUGUAUAUUGUUCACAAGAAGGAAUAAGCCCACCGUCCCCCUUAAUUUUUGCAAAGGCUCAAUCAUCAUUGCUGCUAAACUCAGUUAUUUCUCAAGAAAAGCCGACUCUACUGCAUGACAAUAUUGAAUCUUUGAAUCCUAGGUUACACAAUCAGUUACAUGGUACGGAGUCGAUAGGAUUGCGCAGCAGACUGGAUUUGCCAAAUUCAUCUCCAUGUUUAGAAUCACUGGGCAGGAAUGAAGAUUCUCCCAAAUGUAAUGAUUUUCAUGAAAAAUGCCGGACAGCUAAACAGAAAGAUUCUUUGACUUUGGAGCAGACGAAGAAGGUCAAUCAAAAGGAUCCUUUCUUACAUCAAGAUGAAACCCUUUAUGGGACAAGAUCACCUGCCACUGAAGUUGAUUAUCGGAAUGGAUUUCCUAAUAUAAUCCCCGAACCAUCAUCUACUUUUGCCCCUGGGGUUGUUCCUGCAGCAAUUAAUUUACAACCGUUGGUAAACAAGAAGGUGGAGGAUUCACAAAGCUUCCAGGGUGACAAAAGCCCUGCCGAUCUUCUUGUCACGAGUCAAAGAACUGCCAAUGAUCAGGACUGUGCUUUGGCAGUGAUGCCUAGUGGUGAAAAAGGACAUGAUGUUUCAGGGGCCAGGAAUUCUGAAGUUGCAGGCAUAUUUCCAAGUACUAAACAGCAUUCUCGUGAUGAAAAUUCUUUGGCUGAUCUCAUCUCAGGGUUGUCCAAUGGCCAAGUUUCCCAUGAGCCUGCACGACCAGAACUUGUUGCAAGUCAAAAGGAUAUGCGUUUCCAAGAACCCCUGCAUAUGAACUCUGCACAUGUGCACCCAGUGACAGUUCUUCAUGAUCCUGUACUGGAAAAGAGUGACCACAUGGUGUUGCAUAAGCCAGUCCAAGAUGUUGCGUUUAAAAGACAGGUCUCUCUUCUUGAUGAUGGCUUUGUAAAUUACCCUGAUAAGAAUGCUGAGAAGUUGAGCUCAAAUGUCGAAGAUGUUAGUUUGGCACCAACAAAACCCCCAACAAUGAGGAAUGAUAAAAAACAGUUGGAGUCAGUGAAAAUUGUGGAAGACAUAACGAACGGUAUUACUUCUGGCAUUCAGUCUUCAUCACCAGUUUCCCCAUAUGCUGUGGACGAACCUGUUGUUGAUCUCAUAUCUCCUACUGCAACAGAGGUGGAAAGCGUCAAUGAAGACUCUGAGUAUGAGGAUGAUAAGGCUGAUGAAGAAGACAAAAAUGAAUCAUUUAGUGAUGCAAUGAUUGCUGAAAUGGAAGCCAGCAUCUAUGGCUUGCAGAUUAUAAAAAAUGCUGAUCUUGAAGAAUUAAGGGAAUUAGGAUCUGGUACAUAUGGAACUGUUUAUCAUGGAAAAUGGCGGGGAACAGAUGUUGCUAUAAAGCGAAUAAAAAAGAGCUGUUUUGCAGGAAGAUCAUCAGAGCAAGACCGACUGACAAAAGACUUCUGGAGAGAGGCGCAAAUCCUUUCAGCUCUCCAUCAUCCAAAUGUGGUUGCAUUCUAUGGAGUAGUACCUGAUGGAGCUGGAGGAACGUUGGCAACUGUAACUGAGUACAUGGUGAAUGGAUCACUGAGGCAUGCCCUACUAAAAAAGGAUAGAUCACUUGACCGUCGUAGAAAGCUUAUAAUUGCCAUGGAUGCAGCUUUUGGCAUGGAAUACUUGCAUUCAAAGAAUAUUGUCCAUUUUGAUUUAAAGUGUGACAAUCUGCUAGUCAACUUGAGGGAUCCUCAACGACCUAUAUGCAAGGUUGGAGAUUUUGGUUUAUCGAGAAUCAAACGCAAUACUUUGGUAUCUGGUGGUGUGCGAGGAACUCUUCCUUGGAUGGCACCAGAACUGUUAAAUGGCAGCAGCAUCCGGGUUUCUGAGAAGGUUGAUGUUUUCUCAUUUGGAAUUUCAAUGUGGGAGAUCUUGACCGGGGAGGAACCAUAUGCCAAUAUGCAUUGCGGUGCCAUCAUUGGUGGAAUUGUGAAGAACACUCUUCGACCUCCUAUUCCAGAACGUUGUGAUUCUGAGUGGAAGAACCUGAUGGAACAGUGCUGGUCACCUGAUCCUGACAUCCGUCCAUCAUUCACCGAGAUAACUAACAGGUUGCGAGCUAUGUCCAACGCACUUCAGGCGAAGGUACCUAGCAAUCAGACAAGCCAGAUAAAGCCCAAUGUUUGACAUUCUUGCCAGGUACCAGAAUUAUAUGAUAUCUCCAACGGAAACCCUUCCGGUCGAUGAUCAAAACUUUGACGGCGAUCAAUUCAUCCCCACAAUUCGUCGGUGUAUUGAUUUGCUCUUCUGUUGAUAAGAGACUACAUAAUUUUUUUAUUCUUUUGUAAAAUAACACCGGGUCAUACUAGCAUGCUGGGAAGAGGCGAUCGACAGUUUUUCUGCUAAGUUUGGUGUCAAUGUAUUUUUGCUGGAGAAACGAUUGUCCAUAUGUAUAUAUUAUAUACACAGAAAUCAAAUGAUAGGACUUUGUCUGGUUUUCCUUUUA
Pyrus x bretschneideri (Chinese white pear) is the source of this 4756-nucleotide messenger RNA. RefSeq lists its product as uncharacterized. Gene Ontology annotation, biological process: protein phosphorylation; signal transduction. Gene Ontology annotation, molecular function: ATP binding; protein binding; protein kinase activity. The record is from RefSeq and is a predicted model, not a curated record. Gene Ontology annotation, cellular component: cytoplasm. The transcript has 9 exons. Lineage: Eukaryota; Viridiplantae; Streptophyta; Magnoliopsida; Rosales; Rosaceae. The coding region runs from base 613 to 4437 and encodes 1274 amino acids.